CACAAGUUUGCCUUGUAAAGCCCCGUGGUUGGUCUGGGCUCCUGUAUAAAUAGCCGACCCUGCCCUGUGCUGCGGCGGAGACACCUGGAAGCCCGCAACCCACUCUCGUAUCUGGGACGGCGCUGGAUCUGCACACACAGAGCAAGGUGCCUGCCCAGCUGAAGUCAUGAGGAUCCACAACCUCACCUUGCUCUCGCUCCUCCUCCUGGCCUCUCAGAUGCUCACACAAAAGGUCAAACAUGGAGCGAAGCACAGACAGAGCAGCACAGCAGAUGGGGACCCAUCAGUUCUGGACAAGGCCCAGAGCAGGCAGAGAAGCAGGACACCCAAGUCCACAAUCAGCGGUAAGUUUGUCAGCAGAGACCGAGGAGCCACCUGCAGAUGGGCCACGACUGAGCAAGAGCUGGGAAUCGCCCUGAGGGUUCAGUGCUCUCAGGAGCAGCACAAGUUUUCCUGUGUCUUUGCUGGCAACCCAACCGAGUGCCUAAAGCACCACAGCGAGAAGGUCUACUGGAAACAAAUCGCACGGACACUGCACAAACAGAAGAACGUCUGUGGGGACUCAAAGAAUGUCCUGAAGACCAAGGUGUGCAAAAAGAAAUUUCCAGAAUCUAAUUUCAAACUGGAAAGCUCCACUUUGCUUGAGAAUAUGAAGCCCGGGGAGUUGGAAUCAAAACUCUCCCCUACAGAGCACCCUAACAACAAAGGGGAUUCUUCCAAGGAGCCAUACAAGGCCAAAGGAGAUGUCUCCUCUACCCUAGCCGUGACCAAGGCAGCAACCACCCGAGACCCCAAAUGUUUGGAUGACCCAGAUGUGGAAAUGCAGAGGAAGAUGGCCCUGGACUUCUGUGGGGAGUCCUGGAGCUCCCUCUGCACAUUCUUCCUCAGCAUGUUUCAGGCCACCUCCUGUUAAUGAGGCCAAAGAGAACAGACAGUCCCACCAGGUAACUCGAGGCUGUAUGCCCUUCUGUCCGAUGGGAAGCUCUGCAAGUUCCCCGUGAGAAGUGACCUUGUGUUUGGGUGUGCAGUUUAAUAUUUAAACAGAUUUUAUAAUUUUUGUGUUUGUUUUCCAAUUUGCUUUCUAUUCACCUCCUGAAGUGUGAUUCUCUGAGACUGUUGGCUAAGUGUAUGUUUUCAUGGCCCAUGAUGCUACGGGUUCAGGAGCAAUGGAGACCUGUCCUCCAGCUGAAAAGCCAGCUUGGUGAUUUCAGUGCAAGGCAUUUUCUCCUGAAUUAAAAGGAUAAUAAAGCUCUGAGCAUUUUCUGAAAUA
Chinchilla lanigera (long-tailed chinchilla) is the source of this 1270-nucleotide messenger RNA. It is a transcript of the gene Fgfbp1, whose product is annotated as fibroblast growth factor binding protein 1. Gene Ontology annotation, biological process: cell-cell signaling. The coding region runs from base 167 to 913 and encodes 248 amino acids. The transcript has 2 exons. NCBI's taxonomy places the organism in Eukaryota, Metazoa, Chordata, Mammalia, Rodentia, Chinchillidae. Gene Ontology annotation, molecular function: growth factor binding. The record is from RefSeq and is a predicted model, not a curated record.